Molecule: messenger RNA, 927 nt
Organism: Ostertagia ostertagi
Lineage: Eukaryota; Metazoa; Nematoda; Chromadorea; Rhabditida; Trichostrongylidae
Source: the annotation of a GenBank genome assembly
AUGGACAUCGAGUCCAGGCUGACAGCCUACCGUUUUGUCGGCUAUGCUGCCGUCACGUUCUCCGCCAUCGCCGUGCUCUCCAUUUGUGUCACUUUGCCGAUAGUCUACAACUAUGUUCGACAUGUUCGACGCAAUGCUCACUUGGAGUUGAUGCAGUGUAAAUUAUCGGCAGAAGAUCUUCGAUCAGAUGUCUACAAAUUCCCGACCGCAAAUCGUUCUACCAGGUCCAUCGAAAUUGAAGAAUCCUACAGCAGUUCGUCCAUUGCAGCUAGCAGUAACGGGAAUGGUAAUGGAAAUGGAAACGGAAACGGCUGUCAUGGUUGCUGCAUUCCCGGUCCUCCAGGGCCACCUGGUCCAGCAGGCGCACCAGGAAAGCCUGGAAAAGCGGGUACACCUGGAUUGCCUGGAAAUCCUGGUCGACCGCCUCAGCAGCCUUGCGAACCGAUUACACCACCUCCAUGCAAACCGUGUCCACCAGGCCCACCUGGACCUGCAGGCCCUCAAGGUCCACCAGGAAAUCCAGGACCGAUCGGACCGAUGGGUGAACCAGGACCCGCUGGUCCUCCCGGUCCUCAAGGAAUGAAGGGUUCACCUGGCAGUCAAGGACAAAUGGGAGCACUAGGUGAUCAGGGUCCACCCGGUGAGCCUGGUGCGAGUGGAGAGCCAAAUCCUGGAGCACCUGGUAUGCCAGGUCCACCAGGGCCACCAGGUAACAGCGGUCCCCAAGGACCGCCUGGAAAAGAUGGAGAACCUGGCGAGCCAGGUGAGAAAGGGCCUCCAGGACCACCUGGAAAACCUGGACUGGAUGGAAUGCCCGGAAUUCCUGGGCAGCCUGGAACUGAUGGAAGUCCCGGAGAGCCUGGAGUCUGUCCCAAGUACUGUGCCAGAGAUGGAGGUGUAUUCUUCGAAGAUGGUUCACGUCGCUGA